UCUCCAUCUUCCACUCUCUCAAUUUUUCAGCCGACAGAGAUCUGAGAUAGAGAGCAGAACUUCAAAAGAGACAAAAAUAGAUCUGUUAACGAGAAGAGUAACAACAGGAAUCAUGAUGGACGACGACGACUACAAACCAAAACCCACUGAGCUCAAAGUGAACGAAGCUCUCAGACUUUGCCGAGACACCACGGACAUUGAUGUCAUCAUAGAACUGACCAAACAUCAGCACCCGCAGGUCAGACAAGUCGCCCUCAGAGAAAUGUGCCCAUGCCGCGUGAAGAAAGACCUCUCCGACUUCUGGAACCGUGUCUUCGAGAUGCUGGCGGACGAUGCUGAGAACGUGCGGUACCAGGUCCUCCACACUCUGUGUGACGGCAGCCCUAGCCACCUGGAGGAGCGGAUCGCCGAGGCUCUAGAGCACUUCAACAGGGACCCCUCCACCAAGAUUAGGAGGCAGGCCCACCGGGCGCUCACGGCUUACAGGCGCACGGGAAAAUGGAACAUUCUUUGAGGGGAACAACGGGAAAGUGGAACAUUCUUUGAGGGGAACAACGGGAAAGUGGAACAUUCUUUGAGGGGAACAACGGGAAAAUGGAACAUUCUUUGAGGGGAACAACGGGAAAGUGGAACAUUCUUUGAGGGGAACAGCAGGCAAGUGGAACAUUCUUUGAGGGGAAUAAAGGGAAAGUGGAACAUUCUUUGAGGGGAACAACGGGAAAGUGGAACAUUCUUUGAGGGGAACAACGGGAAAGUGGAACAUUCUUUGAGGGGAACAACGGGAAAGUGGAACAUUUUUUUAGGGGAACAACGGGCAAGUGGAACAUUCUUUGAGGGGAAUAGCAAGAAAUUGAACUUUCUUUGAGGAGAAUAGCAAGUGGAAAAUUCUUUGAGGGGAACAACGGGCAAGUGGAACAUUCUUUGAGGAGAAUAACUGGAGCUGGGAGAACGACAGAGGGGCGUCAGCAAAAAUAAGAGAGAGAGGGGAGAGAGAAAGAGAGAGAGAGAGAGAGAGAGAGAGAGA
Molecule: messenger RNA, 1024 nt
Organism: Aplysia californica (California sea hare)
Lineage: Eukaryota; Metazoa; Mollusca; Gastropoda; Aplysiida; Aplysiidae
Exons: 3
Coding region: 113-514 (133 amino acids)
Source: RefSeq, a predicted model, not a curated record